Molecule: messenger RNA, 1505 nt
Organism: Entelurus aequoreus (snake pipefish)
Lineage: Eukaryota; Metazoa; Chordata; Actinopteri; Syngnathiformes; Syngnathidae
Product: F-box only protein 32-like
Exons: 5
Coding region: 73-705 (210 amino acids)
Biological process (GO): protein ubiquitination
Cellular component (GO): SCF ubiquitin ligase complex; nucleus; cytoplasm
Molecular function (GO): protein binding
Source: RefSeq, a predicted model, not a curated record
CUGUUGAAGCUCCUGGAGCUUAUCGCCAAGUCGCAGCUCCCCUCUCUCAGCGGUGUGGCCCAGAAAAACUACAUGAACAUUCUGGAGAGAGUGGUGCAGAAAGUGCUGGACGACCAGCAGAACGUCCGUCCCAUCAAGGAGCUCCUGCAGACGCUCUACGUGUCGCUGUGCAGUCUGGUUCAAGACAUGGGCAAGUCUGUGCUGGUGGGGAACAUCAACAUCUGGGUGCACCGCAUGGACAACAUCCUGCAGUGGCAUCAGCAGCUGGACAACAUCCAGAUCAACAGACCCACAUCAAAUGGCAUGACGCUGAUGGAGCUGCCUGUCAGCCUGCAGCUGAACAUCAUGCAGCGUCUGUCAGACGGCAGGGACCUGGUCAGCCUGGGUCAGGUCUGUCCAGGACUGGGGGGACUCGCUGAGGACCGGCUGCUCUGGAGGAAACUCUGCCAGCACCACUUCACAGACAGACAGAUCCGAAAGCGGCUGAUUGUGUCAGACAAAGGUCUGCUGGAGUGGAAGAAGAUGUACUUCAAGCUGAGUCGAUGCUAUCCUCACCGAGAGCAAUACAGCGACACUUUGCACUUCUGCUCACAUUGUCACAUCCUUUUCUGGAAGGACACAAAUCAUCCUUGCACUGCCAACAACCCAGAAAGCUGCACUAUGGCGCUCUCACCACAAGACUUUAUCAACCUGUUUAAAUUCUGAUUGCACCCAACUGCCCUUAAAGUGUACAUAAUGUACAUACACGUGUAUAGUUUUGUUGUUUUCAUUUGAGAUAUGAAUGAUGACCAGGCUGUGGGACAAUCAUGCAAUUGGGAUUUUGGAUUGUGUCUUGUUUACUUUUUACAAAGGAAGAUGCUGUUAAGUGACAGAGAAGAGACGGCAAGUCGGAAAAAUACAUUUUUAGAUGCAAGAAAGGGAAAAGACAAAUGUCAAUUUUUAUUUGGGGGUUUCAGUUCAAGGUACUUUUGUUUGAAAGUAUUUGCCUCAAAAAGCUGGUCAUAGUUUAUAAACACAUGAAGUUGGAUGAUUAUUUAUAUCAGUAAGGAUGUGGGGUUUUGAUGUGUGUUGUCCACAUUGGGGAAAGACAAACUGAAGUAGACACAAUUGAAUGUAAGAAACUGAGUGUUGCUGCAUCAUGUUUUCUAUAUACUUUUUCACUUUUAUAAAGAUUUGAUACCUUUAUAUUUUAAUGAGAUCAUUUUCUGCCAUGGCUGCUAUUUCAGUAGUUUUUGACUGACAUACUCUGUGUGCCUUAUUGCAAAACUUGAAACCAGUACAUUUUCCCCGAGAUCCUGAACAUGAACACAACCCACAUUUUUUUUUUAUUACAUACCAAAGUUUAGUUUUUUGCAUGAAAAAGCAUUUGUGUAUUUAUUCAAAUUCUGGUUAAGUAGCUCCAUGUUGGUUUCUGACUUUCUUUUAGUACUGCUCACACAGUGAGCACUGAUGUACUGUACAUGCUAUGCAAUGCAUUCUGUUGUGUAAAUAAAAUAUUUACUUGA